Musca domestica (house fly) is the source of this 1012-nucleotide messenger RNA. Its product is annotated as enoyl-CoA delta isomerase 1, mitochondrial. Gene Ontology annotation, biological process: fatty acid beta-oxidation. The coding region runs from base 130 to 987 and encodes 285 amino acids. Lineage: Eukaryota; Metazoa; Arthropoda; Insecta; Diptera; Muscidae. Gene Ontology annotation, molecular function: enoyl-CoA hydratase activity. The record is from RefSeq and is a predicted model, not a curated record. Gene Ontology annotation, cellular component: mitochondrion. The transcript is spliced from 3 exons.
AGAUAAGUUGGUUUGUUUAUUAACUAACAAUCGCAUUUUCUUUUGAUAAAGCUUUCGUUGUGUUAUUGUACCACUUGGAAGAUACUAUAUGGUCGUUCCGAAGAUAGACAUUACAGCAUUUAUAGAAUUAUGUUCUUCCAAAUAACUAAAGCUGCAACGCCUUUAACAGGAUGUAGACGGCAACUAAUACUACGAUCGCUAUCCUCGUCCACGAACAAUAUUCAAAUAGAAGUGGAUAAUAAGACAGGUUUUGCAACAGUGAGUAUGAAUCGCCCACCAGUCAACUUGUUGAAUUUAGAAUUGAUAAAUUCGUUGACUCGAUCGAUGAAAGAGAUGGAGCAGAACAAAUCUCGUGGAAUAAUAUUGACUUCGACUUCCAAUUCGGUGUUUUCAGGUGGCCUGGACAUUAAGGAGUUAUAUAGACCUGACGUGCAACGCUUAAGAGAAUUUUGGACAGCUUUUCAAGAUAUGUGGCUCGCUUGGUAUGGAAGUGCUGUGCCAACAGCGGCUUUGAUAAACGGUCAUUCUCCAGCUGGCGGCUGUGUCCUAGCCACCUGUUGCGAAUAUCGAGUCAUGUUACCAAAAUUUACAAUAGGUCUGAAUGAGGCUAAAUUUGGCUUAGUGCCCCCACCCGUUGUACGAAUUUCAUUCAAAAAUGUACUACCCCUAAGAAUAGCUGAAUUGGCGUUGUGUCAGGGAAAACUGUUCACCAGUAAUGACGCCUUGAAUAUUGGAUUAAUCGAUGAAUUGGCAAAAACUAAGGAGGAAGGAUAUGAAAAAUGUGUAAAAUUUUUACAAACAUUUAGAAAAGUGGAUCCAGUAGCUAGAUCUUUAACCAAACAACAAUUUCGUGGCAAAGAUCUUGAUGAUUUGCGAAAAGGAAAGCAAAAGGAUUUGAAUGAUUUUGUGGAACAUGUUACCCAAGAUGAUAUACAAAUGAGAUUGGGUUUAUAUUUGGAACAAUUGCAUAAUAGAAAGAAAAAGUAAUUAAUGCAUUUUUCGAUUUUAAGAA